Anthostomella pinea is the source of this 4704-nucleotide messenger RNA. The record is from the annotation of a GenBank genome assembly. Lineage: Eukaryota; Fungi; Ascomycota; Sordariomycetes; Xylariales; Xylariaceae.
AUGUCUAUCGGUAUCGAGGAGACCUUGACCAUGCGGGCGCCUCCCCAUCCUCUGCGACCCCUUUCGGACGAUGAACUCCUUCAAGCGCGGAGUCUCAUCGUCAAGGCCCACGACAGCGACGGCAUCGCUCUGAGGUUCCGAUCGGCACACGUCCAUGAACCCAAGAAGACUGAGCUGGUCGAGUUCCUGGUCGCAGAGCAUGCCGGACGUUCACCCGCCUCAAUCCCGCCGAGACAGGUGACGGUGCUAUACGAUGUCAUCACCGAUGGCAAACAUCAACUCACUGAGGCCAUUGUCGAUGUCGGCGUCGGCAAGAUAACGAAUACCAAGACUUUCCCGGAACACUGCCAGACCAGCUAUACGGCACAAGAAUUUGCGUUAUUUCAAGACGCCUGCGUCUCGUCUGAUAUGUUCAAGGCAGCCAUGGAAGAGUUCUCCCUGCCUGACAACUUUACCGUCACCAUAGAUCCAUGGCCGUACGGUGGUCUUGACCCGGACGAGACCAUAUCCCGCUACAUGCAGGGCCUCGUGUUCGCCCGUGAUGCGUCCAAGCAGAACUUGGACUCUAAUCACUACGCGUUCCCGCUGCCCAUCAUCCCAGUCAUGGACAUCGCCAGCCAGAAGCUGGUUAGGAUCGAUCGUCUCGCAACAGGGGGCAAGGGUGAUAGCCUCUAUGCUUCUCCCUAUGGCGGACUACCUACGCAGCUCUUCGACCGCAGCAAGCCUGCAGAAUACGUGUCUGAACUCCUGGAUCGGCCCCUCCGCUCUGACCUGAAGCCUAUCAACGUCACCCAACCGGAAGGUGCGUCUUUUAAGGUGCACUCUGACAACCUGAUCGAAUGGCAAAAAUGGCGCUUCCGUGUUGGUUUCACGCCCCGUGAAGGUGCGGUGCUUCACGAUGUAUGCUAUGACAACAGACCCAUCCUGUAUCGCCUUUCGUUCUCCGAGAUGACGGUUCCAUACGGGGACCCGCGCCCUCCCUUCCACCGCAAGCAGGCCUUUGACUUUGGCGAUGGUGGCAUAGGCCGUGCCGCAAACAACCUCAGUCUUGGGUGUGACUGUCUGGGCGUAAUCCACUAUCUGGACGCCACAGUGGCGGACUCGGAAGGCAACCCUGAGGUAGCGAAGAACGUCGUAUGCCUGCAUGAGCAGGACAACGGCAUUGGGUGGAAGCACACCAACUUCCGGACCAACCGCGCCGUGGUCACCCGACUGCGCGAAUUUGUGGUACAGUUCGUGGUCACCCUCGCGAACUACGAGUAUGUGUUUGCGUACAAGCUCGACACAGCCGGCGGCAUUACAGUCGAGACCCGUGCCACCGGCGUUGUCAGCGUAGUGGCUAUCGACGACGGCAAGGUAUCUGGCUAUGGCAACGUGGUAUCCCCUGGUGUGCUGGCACAGAACCAUCAACACAUCUUUGCCGUCCGAAUAGACCCCAGCAUCGACUCGUACGCCGACGGUGAUACGGCCGUGGUCCUGGAGGAGAGUCAUCCGGUGCCCAUGAACCCAGAAACAAAUCCCUACGGAAACGGCUAUGAGAUCCGGCGCCAGCGAGUAGAGCGCGCGAUGCAUGUCGACGCAGAACCACGGUUUAACAGGACCGUGAAGCUGGAGAACGUGACCAAGAAGAACCCAGUCAGCGGGAAGAACGUGGGAUACAAGUUCAUCCCAAACGCGACGCAACUGAUGCUCGCAGACGACAACAGCACACAGGCGGCGAGAGCCCCGUACGCCAAGCACCAUCUCUGGGUCACCGGAUAUCGCGACGCAGAACUCUGGGCGGCUGGCGAGUUCACAAACCAGAGCAAGAAGGAAGAGGGUGGCGUCAGGGACAUGGUGGCGAGAGGCGACUGGUUCAUCGAUGACCCGGAAGGUGUCGAUAGCACGGGUGACGAAAAGGGGCAAAAGAGCAGCCCCGUGGUCUGGAACGUGUUCGGUCUGACACAUAAUCCCCGCGUCGAAGACUGGCCAGUGAUGCCUGCGGAGAUUCAUCAGUUCCACAUCCGCCCGGCCGAUUUCUUCACGAGCAAUCCGGCCCUCGACGUUCCCAGCACCAGGAAUGAAAGCAGCGUGCUCGCCUCGUGCUGUGGUAAGGACAUGUCUUGGGACAACAGCAUCCGCACCGACAGCGAAAAGUCGGUUCAGGCGAACGCGGUUUCCCACCUUCAGGCCUCUUCCUGUCCUACCACCGUCCUCGACCUAUGCGUAUGCGAUUGCGACUGCGACAGCGACAGCGACACCACCACUCUCGACCACCAUCGGGGCACACGACCCAACUCAGCAUCACCGCCAGCUCGAGCGAGUCGGCGUCUUCACGGCGCGUGGUGGCUGACUGCUGCUGCUGCUGCUGCUGCUGCCGUUAACCCUGCGUAUGCGCUGAUCUUCGAGAUGGUCCGCGGCGCAAAUGUAGCUCCGGCUACCUUGGCGUCCGGUGGGCGUCCCGGUGUGCGUCCCGUUGUGCGUCCCGGCAGGCAGCCCUCCCGAACAGGGUCUUUCCGAGCUGGCUCCCCGUCGCCUACACUCCGAGCCCAACGUAAUGCCAUCCUACGCCGCGUCUCGACACAAUACCAUUACCAUACCUUCCCGACCCCAGCUCCGAAGACAGCAGGUCGGCGCCCGAGUACCGACUCUGCCUCUCCCCAUCCCCCCGCCCAAGGGCAUCAUGGGCUCACGACGCCGUUGCCCGUCAAGCAGCUGGCCCUGCUGGCCCUGCUUUCCCUCUGCGAACAGACCGCGCUGAACUCCAUAUCGCCCUAUCUCCCCGAGAUGGUCGAGUCGUUCCCGGGCGUCGGCCGCGAUCAGGUUGGUCUAUACGUCGGUCUCCUAGCCUCUGCCUUUGCGCUGGCCCAGCUAGCCACCAACCUGCUGUGGGGCUAUUUGUCUGAUAUCAUCGGUCGGAAGCCCGUCAUGCUGAUAGGCACUUCGUUGUUGUGCGUCUGUUUCGCUGCCUUUGGCUUCUGCACGAGAUACGUCCACGUUCUACUUGUCCAUAUCGCCAUGGGACUGCUGAACGGCAAUGCGGCCGUCGUCCCCACCUGUCUCGGCGAGCUCACAGAUCGCAGUAACCAAAGCAAAGCGUUCACGUGGCUACCCGUCAUCUACAGCCUAGGUAGUAUUACUGGUCCUGCAUUAGGUGGACUGUUGGUAUCAGAAAUCGCACGAGACAAAUACCCGUUCCUGGCUCCGAAUCUCUUGGGAGCUUCCCUUCUCGCACUGAGUGUGUUAGUACUUGCGAUAUGGUUUGACGAGACGCUGGAAGAGCAGGCACAUGUGCCUGACUGGUCCGAGAUGUUCCCGUGGCUAUGUGGCUGCAUCAAGAGGAACAAGAAAGGCUCUGGCGGUUCGUGGCCAUGGCGCAGAGGCCGAGACGUGGACGGUGCCGCUGAUGAAUCAGGAGAGGCCGACGACGCCGAGGCGAGAGAAGAUAGUGGGCUUUUGAGGCCCCAGACCGACGAGGCCGAUGACCACAACCCCAAAUCCCCAUCCGACCCGGCCACCUGGCGUCAGCUCUUCAACCGCACCACUGUGGUGUUGCUGCUCACGCACUUGAUCUUCCAGCUAUCGAACAGCUCCUUCAACAGCUUGUACCCCAUAUUUGCUUCGGGCACGGAACCGACGGGACGUGACCUAGGCGCAGAUGUGAUUGGGAUAUCAUUAUCUGUCGCUGGGAUCUUCACCAUCUUAUUUCAGAUGUCGCUGUUCAGACCGCUGAGGUCGCGCCUUGGCAAUGUAGGUUCCUUCCGGGGCUCAUUGCUAGGCUUUGCGAUCACCAUGGCCCUGAUGCCCUUUGUCGGACACUUGGAUUCUGACCCGCCGUUUGGUGUCGGUGACAGCAAGAUCUGGCUGUAUGUGGAGAGUGGUAUCAUACUCGUGAUCAAGAACAUCUGCGCUGUUGGAGGUUUGUCCAGUGUGAUGCUACUGAUUACCAACUCGGCACCCUCCCACGCGAGCUUGGGGACUCUCAACGGGUUUGCCCAGACUCUUUCAGCAGCCGGUCGAAGUGUUGGUCCUUUUCUAUCCGGUGGGCUCUACACCGUCUCGACGCAUAUUCAGCCCAAAGGUGAGGCUUUGGCAUGGGGACUGUUCGCAGGGGUUGCCCUAGUCGGCUGGGCUGGAAGCUAUGCCAUCAACGGUGCAGGACUUGAGAGCACAGAUGACGGGCCACCAAAGCUCACCGCGAGCGACGAUUGGCUGAGCCAGUCGAUGUCAGAGGACAUCGGGUCCCCAUACAAUAUCUCACGCGACAUCUCUCUACUUGCGCCCUUGUUCUCUUCACAAACUGCACCUACCACUCUCAGCCCUUCUCCAAACUUUAUCAUCACCAUGGCCCGAACCAAACAGACAGCCAAGCGCUCGACUGGAGGCAAGGCGCCACGCAAGGACCUUACCCAUAGGUCAGCACGUAAGACCAAUGUCCCUCCCGGCAAGCCUCGUGUGCGUCGCCGCGCGAAGCCAGGUAUGGCCGCACUGCGUGAAAUCCGCCGACUGCAGAAGACGACCGACCUGCUCAUACCUAAGCUGUCCUUCCAGCGCGUCGUCCGGGAAGUCGUCCAAGAUUUCAAAGGUGAAUAUCGAUUCUACGCGGACGCCCUUGCCGCGCUCCAGGAGGCUUCAGAAGCCUACCUCACGCAUCUCUUCGCCGACACACAGCUCAUCGCGUCGACGUGCAAGGUUGUUACCAUCAAGAAGGAGCACAUGGAGGUU